AUGGUUUGCACCCGGGCCUUCUUCCACCUCCUCCUCGCCACCGCUGUCUUCCUGUACGCGUCCGCUACCGACGAGGCCUCCGUGGAGACGCGCUCGCUAGAUUUCACGUUGAAAAGCCAACAGGAGAAAGCGCUGAUUGAUGCUUUACAAGAAGUCUUGGAGAAGCUGAGGAGCAAAGAAAUACCCUCUGAGAAAAAACUGGGCUGGCUGCCCUCUUGUGACGCGGGGGAGCCAUGCGCCGUGCGUAAAGGAUCCCGUAUCGGCACACUGUGCAGCUGUCCCCGGGGGACUUCCUGUAACUUUUACGUCCUCAAGUGCUUGUGAGAGGAAACAAAUGCAUUGGUGUGCAUACUGUAUACCGCAAGUGUUUGUUGUUUUUGUGACAAGGCGGAAUGUUGAUGGAUUGAAAUGAUGUGUGUCAUUAAACUGUAGGAGUGUCUUGUUUUUUUUUUUUUUUUGUACAACUCAAUAGUGUAUUGUUUUGAAAAUGUGUCAAUACUUUUCCUCGGGGGCAACUUGUGUUAUUUUAGCAAUGUGAUCCAAUCAAAUCUAAGAUAAAUGCACGUUUUGUCUUAAGUUGUUGUCAUAAAAGUGAAGGGAAAAAAAACCCAAUUGCAUUUACAUCCUUGACAUUGAAGUAUGCAAGUGACCUCGCGGCAUAAUAUUUGAUAAAAAAAGAAAAAAAACUAUUUGUAAUAUUCUAUCAACACCCAAAUGAUAAUGGAAAGCACAUUUUCAUUUGCGAUAUAGAAAACAAAUAAAUACAUAGCAAUAAUGAGCAAUAUAUUAGUAAAAGGCGGCACGGUGGCCGACUGGUUAGAGCGUCAGCCUCACAGUUCUGAGGACCCGGGUUCAAUCCCCGGCCCCGCCUGUGUGGAGUUUGCAUGUUCUCCCCGUGCCUGCGUGGGUUUUCUCCGGGCACUCCCUUUUCCUCCCACAUCCCAAAAACAUGCAUUAAUUGGAGACUCUAAAUUGCCCAUAGGCAUGACUGUGAGUGCGAGUGGUUGUUUGUUCCUAUGUGCCCUGCGAUUGGCUGGCAACCAGUUCAGGGUGUACCCCGCCUCCUGCCCGAUGACAGCUGGGAUAGGCUCCAGCACGCCCGCGACCCUAGUGAGGAGAAGCGGCUCAGAAAAUGGAUGGAUGGAUAUUA
Phyllopteryx taeniolatus (common seadragon) is the source of this 1150-nucleotide messenger RNA. RefSeq names its product cocaine- and amphetamine-regulated transcript protein-like. Gene Ontology annotation, biological process: cellular response to starvation; G protein-coupled receptor signaling pathway; adult feeding behavior. The record is from RefSeq and is a predicted model, not a curated record. The transcript has 3 exons. NCBI's taxonomy places the organism in Eukaryota, Metazoa, Chordata, Actinopteri, Syngnathiformes, Syngnathidae. Gene Ontology annotation, molecular function: neuropeptide hormone activity. Bases 1 to 324 code for a protein of 107 amino acids.